This is a messenger RNA of Nelumbo nucifera (sacred lotus), 2694 nucleotides long. RefSeq names its product Glutamyl/glutaminyl-tRNA synthetase, class Ic. The record is from RefSeq and is a predicted model, not a curated record. Gene Ontology annotation, molecular function: ATP binding; glutamate-tRNA ligase activity. Gene Ontology annotation, biological process: translation; glutamyl-tRNA aminoacylation. NCBI's taxonomy places the organism in Eukaryota, Viridiplantae, Streptophyta, Magnoliopsida, Proteales, Nelumbonaceae. Gene Ontology annotation, cellular component: methionyl glutamyl tRNA synthetase complex; cytoplasm; cytosol.
CCUACUGAAUAAUUUCCAUUUUCUAGUCACAGGAAACAGGGGAACAAGGGAAGAACGAAGAAUUAUUUCUGCGUGGUUAAGCCGCACUAUCUUUUUGACUCAACAAGCAGCCUCUUACCAAAAACAAGCGGUCUCCAAGACCACCCACCGGAAAAAUCAAAUCCGUCUGAGGAACUCUCCAUUUUACAUCCAUAUUUGAGGGCGAGGAACUAAACUCUUGUCAUCGUUUCUGUACUGGUUUCUUUGUCUGCAGAAAAUGACGGAGAUAAUUCUAGCGUUUCCGGCAGAUGCUCCGCCGCUUUCGGUCAUUGCGGCGGCAAAGAUUGGAGGGGUCUCUCUAAAGCUCGACUCGAGCCUUCCUACUGGAUCGAAACCUAGUUUCCAAUUCCCUUCUGGAGUGAAGUUGGAUGGCACCAAUGUGCUUUUACGCUAUCUUGGUCGGGUAGCAAUAGUUCCCCACUUCUAUGGGCAGGAUCCACUAGAAUCAGGCCAGAUUGAUCAAUGGUUGGAAUAUGCUUCCAUCUUCUCAUCAGGCUCUGAAUUUGAGAGUGCCUGCAGUUAUGUUGAUGGCUAUCUUUUACUGAGGACUUUUGUAGUUGGUACUGGCCUGUCAAUUGCAGACAUAGCGAUCUGGUCAGGUCUUGCAGGCAGUGGCCAAAGAUGGGAAAGUUUAAGGAAGUCAAAGAAAUAUCAAAAUCUAGUCCGCUGGUUCAAUUCAAUAGUAACAGAAUAUGAUGUUUUGAACGAAGUCACAGCAACCUAUGUUGGCAAAAGAGGGUUAGGCAAGGUAACAGCAUCCAAAACAAAGGAAAGAGAACAGAUUGUCAAUCAAUCAUCAAGCAUGAAUGGGGAAGUCACUGAGAAGGGAAAAGGUGGCAGCAGACCUGAAGUAGACCUUCCUGAUGCCAAAAUUGGAGAGGUGUGCUUACGCUUUGCACCAGAGCCUAGUGGAUAUCUUCACAUUGGGCACUCAAAAGCUGCACUCAUGAACCAGUAUUUUGCCCAAAAAUACCAAGGCCGGUUUAUUGUUCGCUUUGAUGACACAAAUCCUGCUAAAGAGAGCAAUGAGUUUGUGGAAAACCUACUAAAAGAUAUUGAGACUCUCGGUAUCAAGUAUGAAAAGGUAACGUAUACUUCAGACUAUUUUCCCCAGUUGAUGGAAAUGGCUGAAAAGUUGAUACUUAAAGGGAAGGCGUAUGUUGAUGAUACACCAAGAGAGCAGAUGCAGAAAGAAAGGAUGGAUGGAGUUGAAUCCAAAUGCCGGAGCAAUAGUCCUGAGAAGAACACGGAAUUAUGGAAGGAAAUGAUUGCAGGGUCUGAAAGGGGAUUGCAAUGUUGUCUCCGUGGCAAGUUGGACAUGCAGGACCCUAACAAGUCACUUCGAGAUCCAGUCUAUUAUCGUUGCAACCCAGUUCCUCAUCAUCGCAUUGGGUCUAAGUAUAAGAUAUAUCCAACAUAUGACUUUGCAUGCCCAUUUGUUGAUUCUAUUGAAGGUAUUACACAUGCUCUUAGGUCUAGUGAGUACCAUGAUCGGAAUGCACAGUAUUACAGAAUUCUUGAGGAUAUGGGACUGCGCAAAGUCCAAAUUUAUGAAUUUAGCCGGCUGAAUAUGGUAUAUACACUUCUUAGCAAACGUAAGCUUCUGUGGUUUGUUCAGAAUGGAAAAGUUGAUGGAUGGGAUGAUCCUCGUUUCCCCACUGUGCAAGGAAUAGUACGUAGGGGUUUGAAGAUUGAGGCCUUGAUACAAUUCAUUCUUGAACAGGGGGCAUCUAAAAAUUUGAAUCUUAUGGAAUGGGACAAAUUGUGGACCAUUAACAAAAAGAUUAUCGAUCCUGUAUGUCCUAGGCACACUGCGGUUCUUGAUGAAGGGCGUGUUCUUUUGACCCUAACUGAUGGUCCUGAGAAGCCUUUUGUUCGUAUCAUUCCAAAGCAUAAAAAAUUUGAAGGUGCAGGACUAAAAGCUACUACAUACACAAAGAGGAUAUGGAUAGAUAAUGUUGAUGCAGCCUCUGUAUCUGUGAAUGAAGAGAUUACUUUAAUGGAUUGGGGAAAUGCAAUAGUAAAGGAUAUCAUAAGGGACCAGGAUGGAAAUGUCGUAGAGCUGAGGGGAGUAUUGCACCUUGAAGGUUCUGUUAAGACCACAAAGUUGAAGCUUACAUGGCUUCCUGAAACUGAUGAAUUGGUUAAUCUCUCACUGGUCGAGUACGACUACCUGAUUACAAAGAAGAAGCUGGAAGAAGGGGAAGAUUUCCUAGACGUUCUUAAUCCAUGCACAAAGAAGGAGACUGCAGCUCUUGGGGACUCCAACAUGCGAAAUUUGAAGUGUGGAGAAAUAAUACAGUUGGAGAGGAAGGGCUAUUUCAGAUGUGAUGUUCCUUUCUUGAGGUCUUCAAAACCCAUAGUUCUGAUUGCAAUCCCUGAUGGUAGACAGCAGACAACAUUGCGGUGAAGCCAUAGUAAAAGUGAGCUUUUACUUUGCAUUAGGAAUUUCUCUAGUAUGGGUGAUAGAUUGUUUAGGAAUGCAAUAUGGUUAAUUUUGUGUUUCCUUAGUGACUGUUUAUUUGAAUUGAAGCCAGUGGUUGCUUUGACCCUCUCGUACUAAUUAAUAACUAGAACUCAUUAUGUUUUAAUUUGUAAAUUAACAAAAGAAUACAUUUACUUGAAUUUGGUCUUUAUCUGUUCUGGUUAAAUCAA